GAGGGGCCGUCAGGAUGUCGCGUUACGGCCGCUAUGGAGGCGAGACCAAGGUGUACGUGGGCAACCUGGGCACGGGCGCCGGCAAAGGCGAGCUGGAGAGAGCCUUCAGCUACUACGGGCCGCUGAGAACCGUGUGGAUCGCCAGGAACCCGCCGGGGUUCGCCUUCGUGGAGUUCGAAGACCCGCGGGAUGCCGAGGAUGCGGUCCGCGGACUCGAUGGGAAGGUGAUCUGCGGCUCCAGGGUGCGGGUGGAAGUGUCGACGGGGAUGCCUCGCCGCUCCCGUUACGACCGGCCUCCUGCGCGGCGCCCCUUCGACCCCAACGACAGGUGCUACGAGUGCGGUGAGAAAGGUCACUACGCUUACGACUGCCACCGCUACAGCCGCCGCCGGAGGAGCAGGUCCCGGUCUCGGUCCCGCUCCAGGUCCCGCGGCAGGAGGUACUCUCGCUCCCGCAGCCGCAGCCGCGGUAGGAGGUCCAGGUCUGCUUCCUAUCGCAGGUCCCGCUCCGUUUCUCCUCGUAGGUCUCGGUCCGUGUCGCCCCGCCGGUCCCGCUCGGCGUCCCUGAAGAGAUCCAGGUCUAGAUCAAGAUCCAGAUCUAGAUCCAGAUCUGUGACGUGGCCCCGUAGCAGGUCCAGGUCUCACGGCAGGUCGAAGUCGGGCUCGCCAGCCAAGAGUCGCUCCAAGUCCCGAUCGCCGUCUCCAAAGAGAAGUCGUUCACCAUCAGGAAGCCCCCCCAGGAGUGCAAGCCCUGAGAGGAUGGAUUAAAUUCCUGCAGUGGAUCCUUUGGGA
Dryobates pubescens (Downy woodpecker) is the source of this 791-nucleotide messenger RNA. It is a transcript of the gene SRSF7, whose product is annotated as serine and arginine rich splicing factor 7. Lineage: Eukaryota; Metazoa; Chordata; Aves; Piciformes; Picidae. The coding region runs from base 15 to 767 and encodes 250 amino acids. Gene Ontology annotation, molecular function: zinc ion binding; RNA binding. Gene Ontology annotation, biological process: mRNA splicing, via spliceosome. Gene Ontology annotation, cellular component: nuclear speck. The record is from RefSeq and is a predicted model, not a curated record. The transcript has 9 exons.